AUGAAGGUGCUAAAUUUUGAGGUAUUGCAAUCAGCGAUUGAAAACGAAGAGCCAUGUAUAAUCUGCCCGAUCGGACCGCCCGGUCCACCAGGACAAGCUGGUCCAAAGGGGCCUCAGGGCCCGAAAGGCGCUGAGGGUGAAAAAGGAGUAGAUGGCAAGAAAGGAGAAACUGGCUUGAUCGGUGCAGCUGGCCAAAUGGGUGCACUCGGAAAAGAUGGACCAGCAGGACCUCCAGGACAACCGGGACGUUUGAUACCGAUUAAUGGGCCUGUCGGACCCGUUGGGCCACCAGGACAGCCAGGACCACCCGGACCAAAAGGACCUCCAGGUCCAGAUGGAGUAACAGAAGAUGGGCCGCAAGGGCCACCUGGAGAUGAUGGAGCGCCGGGACCACCGGGACCGCGCGGUCUUGAAGGACAGCCUGGGCUACCGGGUGAACCUGGCGAACCUGGCUCAUGCGAACACUGCCCAGAACCACGCACGCCUCCUGGAUAUUAA
This is a messenger RNA of Gongylonema pulchrum, 498 nucleotides long. The record is from the annotation of a GenBank genome assembly. Lineage: Eukaryota; Metazoa; Nematoda; Chromadorea; Rhabditida; Gongylonematidae.